UCAAAUUUGUAACGACCUGUCAGGUACUUUUUUGACAUAUAUUUCAACUUCAAAAGCAGCAAUCCAUUGAGCCACCGCGUGCCAUGCCGUCACCUUUUUAUCACAGACACGGCUAUCCACAGCUGGAGCGCCUACCUGGACACCCUGUCGAUCCAGACGCAGCCUGGCUCGCACAGUUCUCGGCACAGCACCUUCGUCCGCACGAUUCGCCGCCGUCGGCGACCUUGCGUGAUGUGCGACAGACGGUGUUGGACUGCCUUCGACGCAUUCGAGAGUGCAAGAAUCUCCAAGAAGAGAUGGACCGAUUCGCAGCAACAUUUCGCGCUGCAGACGACAUCGACGCGGUGCUGCUCACACGUGCAGCACGAGCCAAGCUACAGUACGAACGUCGUCGCGCCACGCUCAUCGACACGUUUGCCCAGUUGCGCACCCAGUACACUUUGUUCUUUGAGGACGAAGAACCCUUACGGCAGGUAACGUCCAUGGCGAGGCGAGUCCGUCGGAAGAAGCAGUAUCGCCGCCGAGCCAAGCAACAACGUCAAAUCCAUCGCUACGUGCUUGAAAGCAUCACGAGUACAACCCACGAAAGGCCAGCGCCUCCUCCGACGCCACACGAAGCCAGCGUGCCUUCUGUGUCGGUUCGCAUGCAGCUUGACAACACAUGCAACAUGUUGAAGUUGCUCCAGCAAUUGAGAGCUGCCCGCGGUGAUGACGGCGCCGACAACUUGACCGCAGUGGUCAAAGACUUCCUGGCCAGAGUGUCGCACACCCUCCACCCUCCAUCAGCUUCAUUUGGUCCAAAUCGCUCGGCUGAAUCAAAUCCCCGACACACACAAACGCCGCUAGAGUCGUUGCCGACGAGUCCAGCGCGCCUCCACCAUCCAUUGAAUGCGCAUGAAAUGACGAUGGAGACCCUCGUGGGAGUCAGACGCGCAUGGGACGCAUACUUGAGCGGCCGCGGUGGCUCGCGCAUUCCACCUCAUUUUGUGGUCCCGCCAGCGCCAUCGUCCAGAGACGCCUCGAGUCCAUGGCACGCAUAUCUGACUCCUACCGAGCGCUCAACGUCAGAGCAAGCUGCAUGAAAGGGCAUCUUGGGAAGUUUCUCGAUGGAAACUGAGGCCAGCAUGUGGAGGUAGAGACACGUUGGAAGCGCACAAAGUGGUGUAUGUAGUGGAAUACAUGAAUUAUCCGCGUGCGAUCA
Molecule: messenger RNA, 1201 nt
Organism: Aphanomyces invadans
Lineage: Eukaryota; Oomycota; Saprolegniomycetes; Saprolegniales; Verrucalvaceae
Exons: 5
Coding region: 84-1082 (332 amino acids)
Source: RefSeq, a predicted model, not a curated record